AUGCCGCUUUCAGUUUGCUGGCUGUCUAUGACAUUACUUAUUGCUGUCGUCAUUGGCGACUUCGACCAACACUUUUGUAGUCAGCGUAUACUGAAUGUAGAACCAGACGAUAAUCAAGGACUGAAACCAACAUUCGAUGACAACUUUUAUGUGUUCAUAGAGAAGAAAGUCAACUCCACCCGAAACGUCAUUUACGAGGACGAGUACUUCUCAAUG
Messenger RNA from Candidula unifasciata, 216 nucleotides. NCBI's taxonomy places the organism in Eukaryota, Metazoa, Mollusca, Gastropoda, Stylommatophora, Geomitridae. The record is from the annotation of a GenBank genome assembly.